Messenger RNA from Anopheles coustani, 555 nucleotides. RefSeq lists its product as uncharacterized. The coding region runs from base 84 to 512 and encodes 142 amino acids. NCBI's taxonomy places the organism in Eukaryota, Metazoa, Arthropoda, Insecta, Diptera, Culicidae. The transcript is spliced from 3 exons. The record is from RefSeq and is a predicted model, not a curated record.
UCAACGUUCAUUAUGUUGUUUCGGAAACGAUUUGAUGUCGGCAUCGUUCUGUUGCGCUUUCUAGAAAUUGUGUAGUAUUGAUUAUGGACCACAUUCGCAGUGUUCGUCGGCGUUCUUCGCUUUUCUCAUCCACACCAGCGUCGGGAUCAGUCUCUACAAGCACCGAGCAACUGAAGUACGAAAAGCAACUGCGCCAGGAAAUAAAACAAUGGAACGAUCUGUUGCGUACAAAGUAUCGUGAUUUGCAACGAAUGUGCUCCAUCAACACCGUAGUGGAUCAAUCUGUGCUAACGGAAGAGCAAAGGCGCUAUCUUGCCGAUGGACCUACCGUCGAAUCGUACUUGGCCGAAACGAGUUCGUUCGAUAGAGCGCUAACGACAUACAUUGAACAGAAAUCUUUCCUGAUGGAACGAAAUGCUCACAUCGUUCACGAAGCAAAAGUGAUGGUAGAACUAGCGCUGAAAGACUCCAUCUCAACCGAGCUGUUGCAAACAAAUUUUUCGUGCCGAUAAGGGGUAAUAAAUAUUUCCGCCUCAUAGUUUUUUUGAAAUAAAA